This is a messenger RNA of Rotaria sp. Silwood2, 373 nucleotides long. Lineage: Eukaryota; Metazoa; Rotifera; Eurotatoria; Philodinida; Philodinidae. The record is from the annotation of a GenBank genome assembly.
UUUCUAUUCAGUUAAAGUUUGUGAUGAAUAUGAUGGACGUCGAUCCCAAUGGCAACGUACUAAAUUAGAAAAAACUAUUAUUUGUUAUAUAAAUGGAGUUCGAUCAAUUGAAAAAGGUCUUUCUACAUUUGGUAAAGAUGGUCGCUUUCAAAGUUGGUGCUGUUUAGCUUGCAAACUUCAUUUACUAUCAGAUUGGUUUCAAUUAUUAAGUCAAUGCAGUGAUGCAUGUCUACAACAAUUCUAUGAUCCAUUAAAUAAUUGUUUCCGACAAGAGAAACUUAAUCAAUUCAUUAUCAAUAUUUUAGAGCCUGUUAAAGAUUUUGAUUUCGCUCAUUUGGAACCGGCAUUACUCAAAGGACUUGCUGGUGUUUAA